This is a messenger RNA of Daphnia magna, 706 nucleotides long. RefSeq lists its product as uncharacterized. The transcript is spliced from 4 exons. The record is from RefSeq and is a predicted model, not a curated record. Bases 167 to 469 code for a protein of 100 amino acids. NCBI's taxonomy places the organism in Eukaryota, Metazoa, Arthropoda, Branchiopoda, Diplostraca, Daphniidae.
CUCACAGCCACUGCCUCACUGCCUGUCACUGGUAGAGUCAUACAAUACAAAACAUGAUUUUGAAAACUAGGCAACGCCGCAAACAACAGGAAUCUCCCAAGGAAAAUUUCUUGAAACUCUGGGAGAUCUGUCUGAAAAACAUAACAGGUGUUAAAAAAUCAGCCCAAUGCAUUUUGAAAUGGCUUCCAAGGAAUUCAAAUUCAGUAACUAUCAUAUUGAAGCUGAUAUCAAGCGUGUCAACAACAUGGAAUGCAAAGCUUGUGGCACAGAUCCUUUGGCAUGCCAUUGUGAUGCAAAUAUGAAAUGCUACAGGCUUGAAUCAGCAAACGACCACGGUAGUAUUCCUUUAUUUGAAGGCAUUGCUAUUGCCAGAGAUGAAGAAGUCAACGAAUUUAUUGCAGGUGUAAAUUCUGAGAUUCCUGAACUUAAAGGUCAUGGAACUUGUGGAUCGUUAACUUUUAGCUGUUAAGACUUGUUACUAGCUGGAAAGACUGACUCUACGUACUACAAAGGACUUGAUGAGACAGGAAUCGUUUCGCUCUGCUGCAGACAUGGAGUAAUUCUAAAAGCAACCAAUAGGUAUCAAGGAGAAACUUACCCGCUGAUUGCAUUCUUGCAUUCAUUUGCCUUGAAACUGGGAAUCUUAUUUUUCUGUUACGAUGUCAUCUGUCGUAAUUAUAAAUUCGUUGAAAAACUUGGGAGACUA